Molecule: messenger RNA, 1709 nt
Organism: Dipodomys spectabilis (banner-tailed kangaroo rat)
Lineage: Eukaryota; Metazoa; Chordata; Mammalia; Rodentia; Heteromyidae
Product: sialic acid-binding Ig-like lectin 10
Exons: 12
Coding region: 1-1338 (445 amino acids)
Biological process (GO): cell adhesion
Cellular component (GO): plasma membrane
Molecular function (GO): sialic acid binding
Source: RefSeq, a predicted model, not a curated record
AUGCAGCGUCUGAGCACACAGCUGUGCCUCUCCUUGCUGCUGCUGUCCUUGGGCGGGUCCCAGGCUCAGGAAUUGGGCUACAAGGUACAGGUGCAGAGCCAGGUGAAGGUGCAGGAAGGACUCUGGGUCCUCGUGCCCUGCUCCUUCUCCUACCCCAGCCAGGAGAAAGGUCCAGAUUCCUCUCCAACUCAUGGCUACUGGUUCACACAAGGAACUGACACAAACACCGGGGAACCCGUGGCUUCCACCAACCCAGCUCGACCCAUACAAAGCUGGACUCAGGGUCGAUUCCAGUUGCUGGGGGACCCCCACAGGAAUGACUGCACCCUGUUCAUCAGAGAUGCCCAGAAAGAGGAUGAGAAAAAUUACUUCUUCUGGGUAGAGAAGGGAGAGAAGCUGAAAUAUAAUUUCGUGAUGGACAUGUUCCGGCUGGAAGUGACAGCCCUAACUCAGCCGCACAUCUUCAUUCCUGAGACACUGGAGCCUGGGCUGGCAGUGACCAUCAUCUGCAUGGUUCCCUGUAUCUCUCAGCAAUGUGUGGCCCCUUCCAUCUCCUCAUCCUGGCCUGCCCUCUCCACCACUGAGAGCAGACCCCAGACCUCCUUCCUGUCAGCAAUCAGCCUCACACCACGCCCGAGUGACCACGGAACCAAGCUCACCUGCCAAGCGGCCUUCAGAGCUGGCAACACUGUGGAGAACACUGUCUGGCUAAGCGUGGCCUGUGCCCCCAGAAACCUGGUGAUCACCAUUUUCCGUGACAAUCCCCAAGGUGCGAGGUCCAGUGGCAGGGCUGGCUUGGCCCUGGAGAAGUGGAAAGCCCAGGAGUCCCAAGGAAACAUGACCUGCAUGGAUGUCCGCAAAGGCCAGUUUCUGCAGCUGCUCUGCACUGUGGCUGGCCGGCCUCCCCCCAAGCUGACCUGGGUCUUGGGGAACCGAGUCCUCUUGAGGUCAAAUGCCAUGCACCCUGGAAACCUGGGGCUAGACCUGCCCGGGGUGAAGGUCAGGGAUGCGUGGCGCUAUGCGUGCCAAGCGGAGAAUAGAUUAGGCUCCCAGCACCACGCCCUGGAUCUCUGUGUGCAAUACCCUCCGGAGGUGCUGACAGUGACCGCUUCUCAAGGAAACAGCACAGAGCUGGAAAUCUGCAGGAACGGCUCCUCCAUCCAUGUCCUGCAGGGACAAAGCCUGCGCCUGGUCUGGGUCACCCACAGCCACCCGCCGGCCACGUUGAGCUGGGCCCGGGAGCCUGGGGUCCUGGAGUUGCCCGUGGUCGAGGCAGAACAUGAAGGAGAAUUCACCUGCCAGGCGCAGAACCCUCUGGUGACCUGCACAUCUCCCUGAGCCUCUCUGUGCACUAUGAAGGCUCCAUCUCUGCAGCUUUCUCCAAGGGGGCAGGCCUGGGCAUCGGUGCCACGACUUUCCUUUUCCUCUGUCUCAUUGUGCUCAUUGUGAAGAUGCUGAGGAAAUCACAGCCUCAUACAGAGACAUGCAGAACCCAGGUCUCCCCGCACAGCACCGUCCUUGAUAACAGCAUCGUCAACCCUAAGGCCCGGGCUCCGAAAAAGAAGGCCAAGCCAAGCAGCCCUCCCAGGACCGCUUCUCCAGGCACUGGCUCCCCAGAACCAAGGAAGAACCAGAAGGCCACCCUCAGCUGCCCCAAGCCAACAUCACCCACACAAGGCCCAGACCCCGAAAGCUGCCCAGAAGAACUC